Dovyalis caffra is the source of this 1734-nucleotide messenger RNA. The record is from the annotation of a GenBank genome assembly. NCBI's taxonomy places the organism in Eukaryota, Viridiplantae, Streptophyta, Magnoliopsida, Malpighiales, Salicaceae.
AUGUUAGAGAAAACGAUGGAAGGAAUUGACACUGUUAAAGUGAUAGAGGAAUUUGAAGCAUUGACUAAAGAUGCUGGAAGGGUUCAGAGAGAAACCCUGAAGAAGAUUUUGGAAGAGAAUGGAUCUGCUGAGUAUUUGCUGAAUUUGGGUCUUAAUGGAAGGACUGACCCUGAGGGUUUCAAGUCUUGUGUUCCACUUGUUACUCACAAAGACUUGGAAGCUUAUAUUCACAGAAUUGCUGAUGGUGAUCCUUCUCCUAUUCUCACUGGGAAACCCAUAGCAGACAUGUCUUUGAGUUCUGGUACUACUCAGGGGAAGAGAAAGUUUGUACCUUUCAAUGAUGAAUUGAUGGAAAACACAUUGCAGAUAUACAGAACUUCUUUUGCUUUCAGAAACAGAGAAUUCCCACUUGAGAGGGGAAAGUCAUUGCAAUUUGUCUACAGCAGCAAGCCAGGGAAAACAAAAGGGGGUUUAGGUGCAGGAACUGCCACAACAAAUCUCUUCCGCAAUUCGAAAUACAAAAGUGGAAUGAAGGCAAUUCAGUUCCAAUGCUGCAGCCCUGAUGAAGUAAUAUUUGGUCCUGAUUUCCAGCAGUCAUUAUACUGCCAUCUCUUAUGCGGGCUACUCGUUCGCGAAGAAAUUCAGUUUGUGUUCUCUACAUUUGCUCACAGUCUUGUCCUUGCAUUCCGGACCUUUGAACAAGUAUGGGAGGAACUCUGCAAUGAUAUACGUGAUGGUGAACUAAGCAGCCGAGUUACUGCCCCUUCCGUUAGAAUGGCAAUGUCAAAACUGCUUAAACCAAACCCUGAAUUGGCAGAUUUGAUAAAUAAAAAAUGCUCAGGAUUGAGUAAUUGGUAUGGAUUAAUACCCGAACUUUUCCCCAAUGCUAAGUACAUCUAUGGGAUUAUGACCGGGUCAAUGGAGCCUUAUUUGAAGAAAUUGAGGCACUAUGCAGGGCAGCUGCCAUUGAUGAGUGCUGAUUAUGGUUCUUCAGAAGGGUGGAUUGCAGCGAAUGUCAAUCCAAAUUUGCCUCCUGAGUUGGCUACUUUUGCCGUCCUUCCUAAUAUUGGAUAUUUUGAAUUCAUUCCCCUUAAAAAUGACUCUGAGUGCAUGUAUAUGGAGCCCGAGCCAGUGGGUCUGACUGAAGUCAAGAUUGGUGAGGAUUAUGAGAUCAUUGUCACCAAUUUUGCAGGUUUGUACAGGUACAGGCUAGGAGAUGUGGUGAGGGUAAUGGGCUUCCAUAACUCAACCCCAGAACUUAAAUUUGUGUGCAGGAGGAACCUUAUUCUUUCUAUAAACAUUGACAAGAACACUGAGAACGAUUUGCAGCUAUCUGUAGAAGAAGCUGGCAAACUGUUAGCUGAGGAAAAAGUUGAAGUAGUUGACUUCAGCAGCCUGGUUGAUGUAUCCACAGACCCUGGCCACUAUGUCAUCUUUUUGGAAAUUAGUGGUGAACCAAGCGAGGAGGUGUUAAAGGAAUGUUGCAAUUGCUUGGACCGGUCCUUUGUUGAUGCAGGCUACGUCAGUUCACGAAAGGUGAAAGCCAUUGGACCCCUUGAGCUCCGAGUUGUUCGGAGAGGAACCUUCCAGAAGAUUCUGGAGCAUUGCCUAGGAUUAGGGACUGUUGUUAGCCAGUUUAAAACGCCUCGUUGUGUUGGGCCCAUGAACAGCAAGGUGCAGCAAAUCCUAUGUAAUAACGUUGCUAAGACCUACUUUAGUACUGCUUUUGAGUGA